CAAUAACCAUUGUUCUGGUCCAUGAGUAAAAUGUAAGGGUCUAAGGGGAUAACGGCUAUAAACUUUAAAUUUGAAUUAUAAGCCAAAAUAAAAUAGAAAAAAGGAACGGCGCCCAACGCUCCUAUACAAAUUAAGAGAACACAACGGCAUUCUGCAGUAUCCCAUUUUCACUCAACAGCAUUCAAAAAUCAAACCCAAUUCUCUCUUCAGAAAGUGAAAGAGAGAGAGAAAAAUCAUGGCCAGCAACAUAGGAAUGAUGGAUUCUGCUUAUUUUGUUGGAAGAUCUGAAAUUCUUUCAUGGAUCAACUCUACUCUCCAUCUAAAUCUCUCCAAAGUUGAAGAGGCGGCACCAGGGGCAGUUCAGUGUCAAUUGAUGGAUGUGGCGCAUCCUGGGAUUGUUCCGAUGCACAAGGUUAAUUUUGAUGCCAAGAAUGAGUAUGACAUGAUCCAGAAUUAUAAGGUUCUUCAAGAUGUUUUCAAUAAGCUCAAGAUUACUAAGCAUAUAGAAGUCAACAAACUCAUAAAAGGUAGGCCAUUGGAUAAUCUGGAGUUCAUGCAAUGGAUGAAGAAAUAUUUUGAUUCUGUUAAUGGAGGCCUUUCCCACAGUUACAAUCCAGUAGAAAGGAGAGAAGGCAGUAAAGGUGGGAAAGAAGUGGGUCGGAAAUCAGCAAACUCACAAGCUAGUUCAAGACCCAACAAUUCUACAAGCAGACCUCAUUCCGCUCACAGCAACCGUAGAGCUGAUGGGUUUUCUGCAAACUCUGCUAACCAGUCUCUCAGAGGUGCUAAACCCUACCCGACAGCAGCGUCUGUGUCCGUCUCAGUGUAUGAAGAACAAAUUACAGAACUAAAGUUAUCAGUUGACAGCCUUGAGAAAGAGCGCGAUUUUUAUUUCUCAAAGUUGAGGGAUAUCGAGAUCUUAUGUCAAACCCCAGAAAUUGAAAAUUCACCUAUUGUUGAAGCAAUACAGAAGAUAUUGUAUGCAACAGAUGAUGAAGCAUCGGUGGUAGCUGAGGCGCAGGCGAUAGUGUCACAGCACAUAAAGCAUUUGAGCCCCAUUCUAGAGUUGAAUGAAGAGAAUGCAAUGGUUGAAAAUCAGAAGCGAAAAAGCACAUCGUUAGGCAUUGAUCUUGAUACUAAACAGUCUCAGAGGCAAAGGCUGUCUGAUGUUUCUAACAUCCAAUGUAGUGGAUCUCCUCUUGUUAACUUUUAGACCACUUCAGUGUUCAAGAGCAUCCUUACAUCUUGUGGGGGUUGCUAAUUGCUUGUAUGAAUGUUUGUACUUGGGUUUAUUUCUUCAUCUAUGGACCUAAUUUUGUUUUACAUCACUAAUUAUCUUCAUUGCUGAUAGCAUUUGAGUGGAAA
Molecule: messenger RNA, 1365 nt
Organism: Amaranthus tricolor (Joseph's coat)
Lineage: Eukaryota; Viridiplantae; Streptophyta; Magnoliopsida; Caryophyllales; Amaranthaceae
Product: microtubule-associated protein RP/EB family member 1C-like
Exons: 6
Coding region: 236-1213 (325 amino acids)
Biological process (GO): protein localization to microtubule plus-end; regulation of microtubule polymerization or depolymerization; thigmotropism
Cellular component (GO): microtubule organizing center; cytoplasmic microtubule; microtubule plus-end
Molecular function (GO): microtubule plus-end binding
Source: RefSeq, a predicted model, not a curated record